AUGGCCUACUAUGGAAAAUGCAUUGAUGUCGUGAUAGAGCAACUGGACAAGUUUAAGCCUGAGAAGGACAGUCCCGAUCAGUUCCUGGAGGCUGCAUCCUCCUCUCUGCAGGCCCUGAGCCCGCUGAAGCAGGCGUUCGUGAUGGAGGUCCUGUCCGGCUGUCUUGAAUACUGGAAGUUGCUGACCAUCGUGGUAGACGCCUUCUACGUCCGGGAUGGCCGACUCUGCCUCUGGGCUGACUACAGCCUCUUCCAGGUGCUGUGCUACCUGGCCACGUUCCAGCUGGAUGAGCUCGGCUUCCAGCUCUUCUGCAGCAUCAUCAAGUCCCAGCCCWCACGCAAGACCUGCAAGUUCCUCAGGUUCUUUUUCAACCCCUUAAACCUAUGCUCUUGGAUCAAGGACGAAUGGAGCCUCGUCUACGAGACCGCCCAUGUAAAGGAGAACUGGAUCAACCCCCUAAUGAGAUGGCAGCCAGAGAUCCAGGAGCUUCUUGAUCAACUGGAGGGAGUGUCAGCUAGUCAAACUGCUAUCUUCAAGACCAAGGCCAAGGUCACAGAGCCCAAGGAAUUCAACCUGACUACACCCAGGCCCCGGGCCAUUCCGGUACCUGAGCCAGUCCCCACAAUGGCCAAGCCAAGACAAGUCCCUCGGAGUACCUACCAGGAGCCCAAGGAGCAACAGCAGCUGCASAUCAUCAAGAGGCACAACCGCCUGAAGGCCGAGGAGCUGCUGCUGAGGGCGAAUGUGGAGGAACUGCGGUGCGCCAUGCCCAGGGCACGCAGGGCACCGCCUGAGCAGGUAACAGACUCCAAGAAGAAGCUUGGGUGCCCAACCCACAUCCAAAAAUCCCCAAAGCUGACCUUCUACAGGCCUGACAAUAUCCCUAUCAAGUUGAACACUGCUGCCAUCCUGCGAGAAGGGGCCUUGUACCAGAAGCAGGUGGAAAAAGAGCUGCAGAGGGUUGAUAAGCUUGUGGAUGGAGCUGGGGACUUCUCUGAGUUCCUUGAGUGGCAGAAGAAGAUGCAAGCAAAGGACCAGGAGGAGCAGCUGGCUGCAGGCGAGUGCCGGCGGCUACAGGGGAAGCUCAGCCAUGAGGAGGCCAUCCUGGCCCGGCAGAACCUCAUACAGGAAAACAAGCAGAAGGCAGACCAGAAGAAAGAGGAGACAGCUGAGCUGAUGCUGCAGUGUGCCGAGAGGAGGCUCAGAGAGGCCAAGUCCAUGAAGGAGCUGGUGGAACAAGUGACAGAGGCACAGAAGAAUGUCAAAGUGGCUCAGAUGAAGCUUGUGAAGGGCCGACGGCAAAUAGUUCAGGAGGUAAUGGAGGAGAGCCGGGAGAUGCUGCAGCGAAGUUCARAGGCAGCCAGGGAGGAGCAGAGGCGUCGCUGUGAACUCAUCUCGCAGCUGCGUGCACUGGAGACACAGCCCACACGCAAGGGCAAGCUGGUGGACCUGACCCAGAUCCCCGGGUAUGGUGUGGAGGGGGAGAUGUCUGUUGUGGAGCUGCGAGAGCGACUGGCCCUGCUCAGAGACACCCAGAGGCGUGAGGAGGAGGAGAAGCGAGAUCAAAUCAUCCAGGACAAGCGUACCAAGAGCCAGGAGCUACUGAACACAUUGGAGCAGAUCUCACUGUGCCGCAAGGCCAUGGGGAAAACUGCGGCCAUGAGGUGGGAGCAGAAGAAAGCCCAGGCGGUGACSGGCGCGGCCUCCCAAGACGAGCGCGUGCUGGAGCUGCAGCGCAGGAUCGAGGAGAGGGUGGCGGAACGCCGCCGGCAGGCGGCCUCGCUGCACCUGCAGGCGCCGCGGACUGAGCGCCGCCAGUCACGGGCGCAGCUGGAAGCGCAGCACUGGCUGGAGCUGGAGAGGAGCCGCGAGCGUAGGCUGCGGGCCCUGCAGCGCCGGGAUUCGGCGAUCGCACCGGCGCGCCGCCUGGAGGCUGCCUGA
Urocitellus parryii (Arctic ground squirrel) is the source of this 1941-nucleotide messenger RNA. The record is from RefSeq and is a predicted model, not a curated record. Lineage: Eukaryota; Metazoa; Chordata; Mammalia; Rodentia; Sciuridae.